This is a messenger RNA of Cyprinus carpio (common carp), 3644 nucleotides long. Its product is annotated as major facilitator superfamily domain-containing protein 8. Gene Ontology annotation, biological process: transmembrane transport. Gene Ontology annotation, molecular function: transmembrane transporter activity. The record is from RefSeq and is a predicted model, not a curated record. Lineage: Eukaryota; Metazoa; Chordata; Actinopteri; Cypriniformes; Cyprinidae. Gene Ontology annotation, cellular component: lysosomal membrane.
UGUAAUGAUAAUUAAACCAUAUUUUUAUUAAUUAAACCAUAUUUAUUAUAUUAUAUUAUGGACUCUCAAGAUGUUAUUGUUAUAUAAUAACAUCUAGAUAAACAUCUAGUUGAACAAUACACAAUACAUAUUGUUAUAACAACAAUUAUGAUAUUACAGUAGAAAACAUUUUCCAUUCCAAGCUUCAGUGCAUCUCAUAUUGUUGUUUAAUAUUGCACACUUUUACAACACAAAAUGGGUUUGUGAUUAAUGCUGGUCGGCGCUGACCUCACAGAACAUAUAACCUUUUUUCAUGUUUAAAAUCACUAGUAGCCUUACUUGCCACACAAGCAUCAGUUACAAUGCAGCUAACAUCACUUAUGUUCCGCAUUAAAUAUUGUAGCGAAUACACUUUAUGUAAUUUUCAAAAUAACGUUUUAGUUGCUUUAUAUUAUCGUUCAAUUCAUAACGUGGGCGGGAUGGUUUGGCCGUCUUCGGUCUAUGUGUUUGACACCCCUGCUCUCAAGAUUCCAGAUGCACCUAUUUAUUCCUGUUCAUCUCGUUCACAAUUUCUGUUCCUAAAAGGUUGUCAGUUAUUUGUCUAUCAACUGUCACUAUUACUAUCACUAUCACAAAAAUCCCACUCUGUGUUUAUUCAUCCUCCUCUUGACAUUUUAUUCACCACUUGGUCAACAUGCAAAUGUUAUUGUCAUUAAUCCAGUGGCAGACUGCAAUGUUUAAUUAUACAACUGUACUGAUUGCAUUGGUUGAUAUCUUGUCAAACAUAUUUCACCAACAUUACAGCCUCUUGAUUGAAAAUGAGAGGGUGAUGUUGAUGGCUCCUGUAUACACUGCUGUCUGGAAUAAUUAAGGUUUUUAAUACACAAAUCAGCAUAUUAGAAUGAUUUUUUGAGUGACACUGAAGGCUGUGUGUUAAUGGCUGCCGAAAAUUCAACUUUGUCAUAACAGGAAUAAAUUAAAAAAAGAGAAGAGAAUACGAGACGAAAAGAAAAGGGACUUUUGGGACCUUUAUUUUGAAAUCUGGAUGUCGCGGUUUGUUUUCAGUUUCUCACUGCUCACGUGUGACCACGAAACUUCAGAGCAAUCAGAGGAUUCAAGUUUGCGCAGAAUCAACAACACCAAUGGACCUUAGACUGCGCGUGAAAUAACACCGAAUUACUCUUAACACUACUGUACCUAACAGCUAAAAUGGGAAUAUUAUACAAAUACCUGAAUGCGUUUUCGAGAUUUCUGUUGUGCAAAUCUAGACGGUUUUCAGUCAAGUUAACUUGAUUAUAAGGAGCAUGUCAAUGAACUGAGUCUUGUCGUCGUUUCAUUUUCUCAAGCUGCUUAAUCACUAAUAAUGUCUCUUGUGGAGUCUGACGAAAACACUCCGCUUCUCAGAGGCGAAAUUACAAGUGGUGGGGAUGCAGACAGAAGCCGCUGGAGGUCCAUCAGGGUCAUGUACUUCACCAUGUUCCUUAGCAGCGUUGGUUUUACGAUUGUCAUUACUUCCAUAUGGCCCUAUCUGAAGAAAAUUGAUAAGAGUGCAGAUGCCAGUUUCUUGGGGUGGGUGGUUGCUGCAUACAGUUUGGGUCAGAUGGUGGCCUCACCCCUCUUUGGACUGUGGUCCAAUCACAGGCCUCGACAAGAGCCUCUAGUCUGCUCUUUAUUCAUCAACGUCUCUGCUAACAUUUACUACGCCUAUGUCUCCCUACCUUCCUCACACAAAAAAAUUCACAUGCUUUUGGCUCGUACAUUUGUGGGCAUUGGAGCAGGUAAUGUAGCAGUUGUGAGGUCCUAUGUGGCUGGUGCCACUUCCCUGAAGGAAAGAACCUGUGCAAUGGCAAACAUGAGUGCCUGCCAAGCUCUCGGCUUCAUACUUGGCCCAGCCCUGCAGGCUGCUUUGUCAUUCAUUGGAGAGACUGGCGUCACUGUGAAUGUCAUCCAGCUUCAGGUUAAUAUGUACACUGCUCCAGCGCUGUUGGCCGCCUGCUUCGGGAUCAUUAACAUUCUGCUGGUUAUAUUAGUCUUGAGGGAGCACUGUGUGGAUGACCAUGGAAAUCAUAUCCGUGCAAUUAACUACACCUCAGAAGAGCAAGUAGAUGUGGCUCCUGAGGCAGAAGGUGAUAUUGACCAGAUCGCAGUGUUCACAUCUAAUGUCCUUUUCUUUGUCAUUCUCUUCAUUUUUGCUGUGUUUGAAACUAUAUCUACUCCUCUAUCAAUGGACAUGUUUGCAUGGACAAGGAAAGAAGCUGUUUUGUACAAUGGUAUCAUAUUGGCUGCCAUUGGGUUUGAGUCCAUCCUCGUGUUCGUGGUGGUAAAAGUGGUCUCAGCACGGGUAGGAGAUCGCCCACUGCUACUUGGAGGCUUGAUUCUCAUAUUUGUGGGUUUCUUUAUCUUGUUGCCAUGGGGAAAUCAAUAUCCUAAAAUACAGUGGGCAGACAUUCAGAAUAACACUGGACUGGCACCCACUCAACCCUCAAACACUUCUCUGGAGCCCACUGGAUGCCCAUACAAACAGGCCUGGUGCUUGUUUACCCCUGUAAUUCACCUGGCACAGUACAUUACCUCUGACAUCCUGAUUGGAGUGGGUUAUCCCACAUGCAACGUAAUGUCAUACACUUUAUACUCAAAGAUACUAGGCCCCAAACCACAGGGCGUUUACAUGGGCUGGCUGACAGCAUCAGGAAGUGGUGCGCGGACCCUCGGGCCUGUGUUCGUCUCUCAGGUCUACACCAUCCUGGGACCCCGAUGGGCCUUCAGUGUUAUAUGUGGCAUAGUGCUAGUUGCAAUCGUUUUCCUCAGUGCUAUGUACAAACGACUUGUCGCCUUCUCCAUACGCCAUGGAAGGAUAGAAGAACGUCAUGACUGACAGGUGCCUCCACCAACUACUAAAGGACAGUUUAGAAAAGUGGGCCUGGCUUAAAGAUGGAAAACUUUAAGAUAACUAUAUAAAUUGUGGAGCUUUCCAAGCAUAAUCAUGAUUCAUAAGAGGCUUAAGUAGUCGUAAAUAUCUUUAUAUCUUCUAUUUGUUGAACUACAGUUUCCCUUGUUAACUAAACUGUGAAUAUAACCACUAUUGUCGCAGCAUGACAUGGAUUGACACCAUAUAAAACUGAACUGUGCAGACUCUAAAAAGUCCUAUGUGAACCGCAGUAUUAAUGUUUGGCAGCUCAAUGGGUUAUGAAGCAUCGCAGAUUAUGAGGUCUAAGCACUGAGCGAUGAUUAUGAUUGUUUUGGUUUUAAAAAUCUAUUUUAAUAACUUGAAUUUCUGGCAUUGCCAAGCAUUAACAAAUGUGUCAGGUGACUUAUUAAAAUCUGCAUUGAUGGGACAGGCUUAAAAUCUCUGUUAAAGUUUCUUUCUUUUUAAUAACACUAAGCUUAAAAUGUACACUAGGUGCUGAGCAUCACUUGACUUUGACUGCCUCCAUAAUCACUGGUGAUUAUAAUCUACAAGACUACUGUAUUUUAAACUGAUACCAAAUGCUUUUGUUUUGUUUGUGUUAAAGCACAUACAUUCUAAAGCACUGAGAACUAAUUUCUUGAGAACUGGCAAUUAAUUGUUCCUUUAAUGUUUUUAAAAAAGUGAAGUGUGACAUGCUUUCCAGCUUUUUUUGUUCCCGUUUCUUUAAAUACAUUAAAAUUAUAUAUUUAACAAGAAA